Molecule: messenger RNA, 501 nt
Organism: Cordyceps fumosorosea ARSEF 2679
Lineage: Eukaryota; Fungi; Ascomycota; Sordariomycetes; Hypocreales; Cordycipitaceae
Exons: 3
Coding region: 1-501 (166 amino acids)
Source: RefSeq, a predicted model, not a curated record
AUGGCGAAAGACCCUGAUCAACUAGGCAGCGCCUCGCUCACCUCUCCUCAUCAACAUGCGAAAUCCACAGCACUCUUGGACAUGUCCAACUUUGACAUAAAUGCUGUUCUUCGAGGCAUGCAGCUUACCCUAGUUGGCGCUCAUCGAGCACUUCAGAAUCCCGCCAUGUUCACCAGCGACCACUACAGGCAGGCGGCGUAUGCCGUAGCUAUUGGCAUUGCAAUACGCCUCAUCGUUUCCAUUCCAAUUGCCAUCGUCAAAUUCACCAUCUGGCUGCUUUCGUUCGUUCUUCCUUUAGAAUCUGCGACCUGGGACGACUCUCUCCUCAAUGGCCUCGAUUUCGUGGCUGAAUACGUGUUGCAAAUUCCCUUCUUUCUAAUGGUACUCAUGCGGUACAUGGUGCCGACCCUAGACAACCUGUAUGGCUUCAAUUUCACCUCUCGUACUGACGAAGGCGCUGACCGGCUAGAUUCAUGCAAUCCCUCCACUGGGUUGAUUUGA